Molecule: messenger RNA, 2457 nt
Organism: Sycon ciliatum
Lineage: Eukaryota; Metazoa; Porifera; Calcarea; Leucosolenida; Sycettidae
Product: roquin-1-like
Exons: 7
Coding region: 511-1827 (438 amino acids)
Biological process (GO): ubiquitin-dependent protein catabolic process; protein polyubiquitination; nuclear-transcribed mRNA catabolic process, deadenylation-dependent decay
Cellular component (GO): cytoplasmic stress granule
Molecular function (GO): ubiquitin protein ligase activity; RNA stem-loop binding; mRNA binding
Source: RefSeq, a predicted model, not a curated record
CCCCGGGAAUGCUGCUACUACUAGUGCUAGUGCAGUGCUAGCUAGCUAGCUGCUCUCAGAAGAGACUCAAGUCAAGAGAGUCUGACGUGUGCCAUGGAGUGAUGAAUGAUUCAAGCUAUCGCUUUGCCGCUUGCUCGCCAUGACAUGGGCCUUGCCACCGUCCUUUCCCAAGGCAUUCACCCAGCACAGAUCGACAGGACCGUCAGAUAUUCUGCUAGGUCUGCGAUUCUGAGUUCAUGCCUACUGCAGAGAGUGUAGCGCAUCCACUACAUGGCUCGGUAGCGUUGUUUCGUCAAAUAGACGGCUUGGUCAGCAGCUAGCGGUGGCAAUCAUUUCUCCUCCUCGUCAGCUACUAGUAGAUCUACUACAAUAAGCUUUCGAGUCGUGUAUGUUCAAGCAGUGUAAAACAUGAUGUAACGGCUUUGUUACGUCUCGGUUAGUGGCUGCUACUUUGCUCUUGUUUCUCGCCGUUCGCCGCACAUUUACCAAGUUCUCACAUUCACAGCGGAAAUGCAGGCACCGUCCUGGUCGGAAUAUGCCUGCUGCCCAGUGUGCAAGCGAUCCUAUGGCGAAGAGAGGCUACCAUCUAGCUUGCUGUGCGGCCAUUCGUUGUGCUCGCAGUGCAAGAAGCACCUGAAGCGUGGGGUUUGUCCUCUGGACAUGACCGACUUGCAGAUGGAUGUUGCGAAAAUACCUGUCAACAUGGCCCUGCAGGCUGUUGCUUUGAGGGACACGGACCCGUCAGAGUUUGCACGUCCAUCCUCGUUCGGUGAGCGAGUGGAUACACUCAUCCAUGGCGAGGAGCAGAACCUAAGAAAGUGUGUGGACGCCAACGAUUUUGAGAGCUUUCGGGUGGCUUGUAAGAACUUGGGCCGUGUAGCAGAGCACCUCCACCCAGCGGAUGCUAGGGCUGUUAGCUCUGGCUCAACGAAUGGAGGCAGCAAUACCCCACCGCCCAUGCAGACCAGAGCCUACUGGCCCAAGCUGUCACGUCCAAUGCACAAGAAACUGGCUGCACUGCUGCAAAGUCAGAUGGUGCACAAAGAGGGACGUCAGCGCUUGAUGAAGUAUUCCAGGUCUGUAGGUGAAAGAGCAUGCAUGGAGAUACUGCUGUUGCAUCAGAAUCAACAGGGCUUAGUGAAUGAUCUGUGGCAGGCUGUCCGUGCCUGUGGUGGGCAGUUCAUGGGACAUGUGCUUCAGGAGCAGAUCCUUCAGGCAAUUUUUCUCCUCACCUCCGAUCCACGCCACGCGCUCCAGCGCAAGAUCCUGGUCGAGUUUGUGCUACAGCGUCUUGCCAAGGAGUUUGACGCUGUGUCCAAGACGAACGUUGGACACGUUGUGCAGCUCAUGUAUCGCGCGUCGUGUUUUCAUGUGACGAAACGGAACGGCGAGGAAGUCUCCCAGCUAACGCUACGCGAAGACAUUCAGAAUUACAGUGAUUUUCGUGCGCGACACGACAUGCAGAUUGCCCAGAUCGCAAUGGAAAAGGGGCUUUACAUCACGCCGGAGUACUUUUCCUAUCUCCUGUAUGGAUCCUCUUCCAAGCGCGCACACAUGCAGUCGAUAAUGGACAAGCUGAUUACAAUGGAGUACUUCAAAGACAGCAUCGAGAAGGUUGUCCUUGUUGCAGCCAGUCAAGAUACAGAAGAAGCAAGCCGGAUUGGUCAACUCCGACCGAAGUUUGAUGUCUUGGAGAGCAUCACCCGUCGCAAAGAUGGGGACAUUGGCAUGGAGGAAGUUGGUCAGGUUUUGGAUUCCGUUGCCUGUGUCCUGACUGAGCUUGUGCGCCAUCCCAAGGUAAAGUUGCAUUGCCAGAAAACGGUUUAAUUUGAGGGUUGGCGUUUGCUUUGCGUGCAUUUAGUAGGUAGAAAAUCAACUAGCAUGGACCCCAAGUUAAGGCAGUGUGUGUAAUUCUACAUGAACUAAGGCUGCAGACAUUAGUUAGCACUUUGGUUAUGUUGCCUUCACACAUAGUCACACACACACACACACACACGCACACACACACACACACACACACACACACACACACACACACACACACAUACCCACGCACGCACGGUACGGUGCAUUCAUAACUUCAUAAGAUCCCAUUGCUGAAGAACAGCAUGACAUCAUCUUUAUUACACCUUCUAUCUGACUAAUGGUCUUCUUUGCCUGUUGUGUUUCUGCCUUGUGUUGUUGUUGUUGUUGUUGUUGCUGCUGCUGCUGCUUCUGCUGCUGCCGCUGCUGUUCUUGUUGCUCUUGUUGUUCUUGUUGUUGCUGUCCUGGGCAUGGCUGUUUCCUUCUACCCAUGAUGUUGAUGUCUUUUCAGUACAAGGGCUGGAUUGAACAGAUUCGCCAUAAAACCAAGGGAUCGACCAAAGUGGGCAAGACUCAAGCGAUCAGCUCCCGUUCUGCUGCUCCAACGGAUGACCUGCUCCCACGUGGUGGAGGCGGGCGUUCGCGUGACCCUGC